CCAAACAGGCUUUGCACUUGGGGCCAAAGCCCAAUAAUAAUCUGUUAUCGACCCGUUUGAUAUGAGCGCAUUCGGGUGGAGUAGCGUGAAAUCACCGCGCAAUUCCUCUCGUACUCCGCCAGAGUCUAUUGGCCGGCAACUUCUAAACUCGAAACAGCUUUUCUUCAAAAAAUCUAAAAAAAAAAUUCCAAAGCCUAAUCCUGUGUCAUUUGAUGGCCGAUUCUAGGGGUUCGACUUUAUCUCCUGACUGCAAUGGAAAUGAUGAGAUUGAAUCUGUUGCACGGAAUUAUGCGGAGAUUAUUGUUAUUCGUCACGGUGAAACUGAAUGGAACGCUGAUCAUAGAAUUCAGGGACACCUGGAUGUGGACUUAAAUGAUAUUGGGAGGCAGCAAGCCUAUGUAGUUGCUGAACGGCUAUCAAAGGAGCCUAAAAUUUCUGCAGUAUACUCAUCGGACUUGAAACGAGCAUUCCACACAGCAGAGAUCAUAGCAAAGUGUUGUGGGGUACUUGAGGUUGUCAAAGAUCCAGACUUGCGGGAAAGGCAUUUGGGUGACCUUCAAGGUAUUGUGUUUCACGAAAUAGCCAAAAUCAAACCUGAGGCUCACAAAGCAUUUAUAUCUCAUAGGAGGGAUCAAGAAAUUCCAGGUGGUGGAGAAAGUCUUAAUCAGCUUUGUGAACGCUGUACAUCAGGCUUACAAAGGAUCGCAAAGAAACACCUAGGCGAGCGAGUAGUUGUAGUCACUCAUGGUGGUACCAUCAGAGCACUUCAUAGACGGGCUUCUUCACAUGGGCAGUCUGUUGGGAAGGUUCUAAAUACUUCUGUCAAUGUUUUUCACUUGUCUGCUGAAGAUGAAUGGAGCAUUAAAUCCUGGGGUGAUGUGAGUCAUCUCAAACGGACUGGAUUUCUGGAGUCGGGUUUUGGUGGGGACAGCACAUCCGGUUAGCUCUUAAAUGACUCACUUUGACAUUGCAUUCUUUGAGACCAUUCUCAGAACACACUAUUUGAAGAAACUAAAACAUUAUAUUGUUUGCAAUUAAUGAUUUGUAAAGAUGCUUUGAAACUCUUAAUUGCAUUGUAACAGUUAAAAUAAAAAUCGUAAAAGUGACAAAAUAUUGUCUAAAACAAAAUUUGUCGGUUUAAUUAUCAAUUACCGUACAGAGACAUAA
Olea europaea var. sylvestris is the source of this 1167-nucleotide messenger RNA. Its product is annotated as phosphoglycerate mutase-like protein 4. Lineage: Eukaryota; Viridiplantae; Streptophyta; Magnoliopsida; Lamiales; Oleaceae. Gene Ontology annotation, molecular function: phosphatase activity. The record is from RefSeq and is a predicted model, not a curated record. The transcript has 6 exons. Gene Ontology annotation, cellular component: cytoplasm; cytosol. Bases 213 to 944 code for a protein of 243 amino acids.